UUUAACUCUCAAGUAUCAAAAUUUGUAAUAAAGAUAAAAAUAUAUACUAAUAUUAAUCUACUUAAUAAAUACGAUACUUAUUAAUACCAUUUAAAAUGAUCAAUUUUUAUUACAUUAUUACAAAAAAUAUUUGCUACUAAAUACGAUAUGGUAAAUAAGUGCAGUGUUACCGGUUGUAAAAGUCUUUAUGCAAGAGAAAACGUCAAAUUGCACAGAUUUCCCUUGGGCAAUGCAGAAACUUUACCACACUGGAUUGCAGCUACUAAAAGAGAGCCAGAAUGGAAACCCUGCAAAAGCAGUAGACUAUGUGGAAAUCACUUUCAAGAAUCAGAAUACAUAGUUGGACAUGGAAAAGGCAUAUUAAAGUCUUCAGCCAUACCAACAAUUGAUUACUGUGUAACAAUUCCAAGGUACAAUAAAAAAAAAAAUGUGAAUUACAAAACUUCUCAUAAAAUUAAAGACAUGAAUAAUCCAAUAUCAGUUGAAUCUAAGACCCAAAAAAAUGAUUCAACCAUAGAAAUUGUAAAAGUUGAUUAUAAUGAUGAUUAUGAUGAAGAAUUGAUUGAGAAUUAUGAUUUUGACUGUCAAAAUUCCUAUUUAAAUAGUUAUGAAGAAGAAAAUCAUUCUUACAAUAUUAAUGAAAUGUCAUCAGUGGAAAAUAUAUUACAGAAUAACACUAUUAAUGAAAAAUGUGAUGGUAUUGAAGAGAAUUAUGAAAAAUAUGUUCAUAUUAAUGAAAUAAAGAAUAGUAAAGAUACAGAUGAUUUCAGUGAACGACAAACUCAAUGUUAUGUGUACUCCAAUAGCUUCAAAGAAGGUAUUGAAUCAUUAAUUUUAACUGACGAGUGUAAAUCAAUUGACAAAGAAAAAUGGAAUGAGGAUAUGAAUCAAUCAAUCGCAGAUAAAAAUUUCAAUAAAAUACUAAGGUUAAAAAAAAAACGACGAACCAAAGAUAUAUAUUCUUUAUAUUUUAAGUCUUUAAUAAAAAAAAAAGGACAUAAUAUUGAAAAGAAUAUGCAGCAAUUUUUUAACGAUGAUGCAGCCAUGUUUGGAGCAUUUAUUGAAACACAGAUGAAAGAACUAUAUCCCCACAAAAAACUCUACAUGAAUACAAAGCAUAAAAUUCAAAAAAUUUUGAUGAAAGCACAGUUAAAAAUGACUGAUUAAACAAUACUUGUAAAAACAAAGAAUGUUAUUAAUUGUAUAUAUGUAUAUUGUACAUGAUUAUAUAAAUCAAAUAUAAAAAAUAAUUUAAAUCUGUUA
Molecule: messenger RNA, 1263 nt
Organism: Daktulosphaira vitifoliae (grape phylloxera)
Lineage: Eukaryota; Metazoa; Arthropoda; Insecta; Hemiptera; Phylloxeridae
Product: THAP domain-containing protein 1-like
Exons: 6
Coding region: 148-1167 (339 amino acids)
Source: RefSeq, a predicted model, not a curated record